Candida tropicalis MYA-3404 is the source of this 3252-nucleotide messenger RNA. RefSeq names its product Zcf29p (gene ZCF29). The record is from RefSeq and is a predicted model, not a curated record. Bases 1 to 3252 code for a protein of 1083 amino acids. Lineage: Eukaryota; Fungi; Ascomycota; Pichiomycetes; Serinales; Debaryomycetaceae. Gene Ontology annotation, molecular function: DNA binding; DNA-binding transcription factor activity, RNA polymerase II-specific; zinc ion binding. Gene Ontology annotation, cellular component: nucleus. Gene Ontology annotation, biological process: positive regulation of transcription by RNA polymerase II; DNA-templated transcription. The transcript has a single exon.
AUGACUCAGAAGAGACAACGUGCAUCUAAGGUUUGUGAUUUUUGUAAAAAGAGAAAAGUCAAGUGUGACUUAGGCAAUCCUUGUUCUGCUUGUGUCCGAUAUAAGAAAUUUCCUUGUGUUUAUUCAGCUGAAGAUCAUAGCAAUGGCAAGAAAAUCAAACGAGAGAAACCAUCUCCAGUUGAUAAUUCUCAGUUUGGUCAAAUUGAUACCUUCAAUGGAUUAGCGACCACUCACACUUCAUCGUCUAUGUUUACUCCUAAUCAAAAUAGUUCAUCAUCAUCAUCAACAUCACUACAGAUAUCAGAUGUAAUUCAAAAUACAAGCUGUUCUGCUAUUCUUGAAAACCCAAGCAGUGAUAUUCAACGGAACGGUAAUGAACCAAGUGUAUUGCUCCCUUCUACUUCGAUGAAUACACAACCAUCAACAGUACAAUCAGAGUUGGCAUUUUUAAAAGAAAAAUUACAAACUUUGGAGUAUUCUUUACAACAGAAACAUGAACAGGAACAGAAGAGUAAUAUUGUUGCCAGUAGAGCGGUGGUUACACCUAAUAGCAAUCAUAGUCCAGGAAGUUUUGCAUCCAAAGCUGAAUUCAGUCCUCCCGGUUCUCUUACAAACACAUCAAUCGAUCCCAGUGCUUUGCUUGGAUUUAAUCCUGUUGAAUCAGAAUCUGAAACGAUCAAUUUUUAUGCCGGGUAUAAUGGUACGACUGAUAGAGAGCCAAUCCAGAAGAGGAAUUAUGGACCAUUGAGUUGGAUUUGUUUGACUAAAAUAGAUAAUGGAUUAGUAAACCUUUGGCCCAGUGUGAAUAUUGUUAAGGAAAAGCUAAAGGCAGAAAUGUUACGAGUUGGUGAUAAGGCACCUCAGAUGGAGAAGUAUUUUAAAGAAAAGGCUCGUGAUGAUGAAGGUGAAAACAAUUUGAAGCCAUAUAGGGACACUGUUCAGAAGGAUUCCAUUACACCUACUUCAACUACAGCAAGCACCAGUCCAAUAUUGAAUGGAGAUUCAUCUACUACUAUUACUGCUGCUGUUGGUGGUGGUGGUGGUGGUGGUGGUGAUCAGGAGAAUGGCAAGAGUAUGACCAACGGUGAGCCAAAAGCGACUGCCACAUUGCAUAAAAAGGCACUUUGUUUAGGGUUGGCAUUUUACGAAGGAGGACUUGAUCAUGAAUUGGAAUUGGUUGAAAAAAUCAGAUUGGUGUUGCCAAAUCAGAAGAUCAUUUGGUCUUUGUAUAAGAGAUUUUUUACUGAAUUGUAUCCUGCGUUUCCAAUUGUUGAUGAGGUUAUUUUGAAAGAGGAUUUACAGAAAUUGAUUGGUUAUGAAGACUACACUGAAACACGAGUGGAUGUCAAAGUUGAGAAAAAGUUAGAUUUUGCUUACUUGGGAAUAUUGUUGAUCAUACUUAGAUUGAGUUAUAUUUCCUUGUUUUCAUAUGAUUUGGCAGUUAACGAAGUAAAUUUUGAGACUGAAGACCCAUCACCAAGAGCUCAAGAAACGAAAUACUUGUUGAAUAAUGUGAUCAAUAUUGAUGUUAUUAAUGUUGCCCAGGAAUGUUUGGACCAGUUUAAUCUCAUGAGAAACUGUAAUUUAACUUUGAUGCAAUUGGCAUUGUUGACUAGGUUAUAUCAUCAGUUUGCUCCUGAAGAUGGUGAUGGUAUAGAUGGAGGAGAUUCUCAAAUAUUCAACGGGAUGUUGGUACAAAUGGCCUAUUCAUUGGGAUUACACAGAGAACCAGAUUUGUAUCCUGAAGCAUUUAAAGAUGAGAAAAUUAACAAUUUGUGUCGUAAGAUUUGGUAUAUGGUUGUUAUUCAAGAUCUCAAUGGUGCUAUGAGUAAUGGAACCAUGUUGUGUGUUUCCCCUAAUUCAUUUGAUACAAAGAUUCCAUUUUAUCGUCCAGGUAAUGAAAAUGUAAUUGACAUUGAAAUGGAAAAAACUGCUUGUGGUUGUUAUCCUAAUUUUGAAAUCAGUUAUGCCCCAUUAACUGAACUACUUAAUAUGAUCUUGCAGGUCAAAGGUGAAAUUAAGAUGGUAGAUUUGGCUAAGAGAUUGGGAAUGUUGGAGAAUCAUUUUAAGGAGAAGAUUUUUGAGAUCCCAAGUCCCGAUAACCCUGCAAUGGCAAAACUGUGUGACUUAAUGCCACGGACCUUGAAGAUGAAGAUUUAUUUUACGGGAAGUUUCUUGAUGGUUUCAAUAUAUGCUCAUUUGUAUAAUUAUUAUGAAAACAAGAGGAAUAUUAAUUUGUCAUUUUACUAUUUGAAAAAGAUUUUCGUCACGAUUAUUUAUGAUGUGAUGCCAUAUUUUAGUGAAUGUGUCAAUGAAGAUGCUAGUAUUUUUAAGGCCAAUGCAGAUUUCAUUGCUGUUCCUGGUUAUGAAUCAGUUGCACAUAAGUCGUUGAUUGUGUUGGGAGCUGUUUAUUUGCGAAUCAAACAUAGAAUUCGAUCAUUAAAGGUUCGUUAUGACCAUAAUCAAAGAGUAAAUAACCCUGUCAAUGCAGAAGAUGAAUCCUAUAAAAUGUAUUUUGAAAAGUUGUUGAAAUGUGCUGAAUUGAUUGAAGAAUGUCGUAAUGUUUUCAGAACUAAAUUGGGAAGAUUGAGUCAAAGGUAUUAUUAUGCAUGGAGAAUUUGCAAAGCACAAGACUUUAUAUCAUCUCUAUUAACUGAUGAUUUUUUUGAAAGAUAUUCACCAAGAUGUACCAUUGAAGGUUAUACUUCUGAAAUGAUUGCGGAAUUGGAACAUAUUUUGGAGAGUUCGUUGGAAAGGGUCAGAGAGAACAAGAGAUUACGCAGACAACAAAAGAAACAAAUGAAAUUCAAUAAGAAGAGGGAUGACUAUUUUAAUCAAGAAACCCAGCACCAGCAACUGCAAUAUCCGCAGCAGCAGCAGCAACAACAAAAACAAAAACUGCAAAUACCUCUUUCAUUUAAUACAGUUAGAAUGGGAUCUACGGGAUCGACUAGUGGUUCUGAAGCUGAUUCAACAGAAUAUAAAACGAAUAAUGAGAUUGAUUCCAUGUGGAUACAAAUGAUUAAUAUGAAGAACCAAGAUGCAAAUAAUGUUUUAAAUUAUGCAACACCAAGUUUCAACAAUGAUAAUGGCACUGGAAUGCCAAGUUUAUCGCAACAAAAUUCUAAUCUUGGAAAUGGUAAUUUUAUGCCUGAUAGUAGUGCCAGUGUGUUUACACCGAAUUUUCAAUUUGAUAUGGGAAGUUUAUUUGAGAAUUUUCCACUUGAAGAAAUUUUCAAAGAUGUCCGAUAA